Messenger RNA from Oikopleura dioica, 273 nucleotides. The record is from the annotation of a GenBank genome assembly. NCBI's taxonomy places the organism in Eukaryota, Metazoa, Chordata, Appendicularia, Copelata, Oikopleuridae.
AUGUUCAAUUUUUCUCAUGGUCCUGUUCGAUCUAGAAUGAGCCAGGCCGGAGGAAUGAGCCCCUGCACUCAGUCAAUCAUGAUGGGCGGCAUCAUGGGCUGCGGAGUUGGUGGCGCCGCUGGAACUGUUCUUGGCUUUGCUGGGGGACUCUUUGGUGGGCAGCGACGAAUGGCUCUCGUAAAGAAUACCAGCCGACAAGCAAUGACAAUGGGCGCUUCAUUCGCGAUGAUCAUGUCCGUCGCCCAGGGCCUCCGAGGAUGCCUCAAUAGUUAA